AUGGACCUCUCGUCCCUCGACACAACGCUUCCCCCAGCGCUCGCCGACGCCGAGCGCGACAUGGGCGACAAGUUCCGAGCCGCCGCUAUGAGCAUAACCCAGCUCUACAAGAGCUCCCUUGGAUAUACAAAGCAAGCAUACCAGGCGGGCUACUCCGCUGCCCUCGCCGACGUACUCUCCAAGGUGCAGAGUGAUAUCGGGAGUGGAGGCGACGCGGCCGAGGCCCUCGCACGUCUCAUGGACUGGAGCGAGGCGGCUAUCCGGACAUUCGCAGAGGACGACGAGCAGCCCGCACCUGUACAACGUCCGACGCCACGUACGACACCCGCGCGCCCGGCUUCGGCGCCCAUACUUGACUCGCGCGUCCGCCCAACGCCCGGACCCUCUAAUCUUCGCCAGGAUACCACCAAUACCCCCUCCACUGAUGAGCCUCGACCGGCGACCGUGUCCAGCCUCCUCGAGCGAGCGCCCGACACGCCUUCCUCCCCCGUUCCUGCACCCACGCCCACUCGCCCCAUGGCGGCACAGCGGCGUGCCCCUGUCCCCCGUCCCCCUAAUAACACGUUCAACUUCAACCUGCCUGCGACCCUCACCAUCCCAUCCAUCGAGCUUCCUCCUGCUAGCGGACCUGUGCAGGCCGCGCAGACAGGCUCGAAGCGACCCAUGAUCGACGCCGAGAUGAGUGAGGACCCCGCUACGCCGCGCCAGGGGCGGGGGAAGCGGCGCAAUCUGGACGACGGGGCGCGCAAGCCCCGCCGGGGUGGGAAUGCUGGGCAGUAG
Messenger RNA from Cutaneotrichosporon cavernicola, 780 nucleotides. RefSeq lists its product as uncharacterized. Bases 1 to 780 code for a protein of 259 amino acids. The transcript has 5 exons. NCBI's taxonomy places the organism in Eukaryota, Fungi, Basidiomycota, Tremellomycetes, Trichosporonales, Trichosporonaceae. The record is from RefSeq and is a predicted model, not a curated record.